UCCUCUUCACGAUGAUGCGAGUAUUUGCUUACCUGUUUGUUUGUUUCUUUAUUCUAUCUAAAUUCGAAUUUCAAUUAAAUUUGUUCAUCGGAACGAUUCCGACUCCUUCAGUUCCUCAUCCUUACGCCUAGACACCGGUAGUAGUCAUACGAAUCAUUUGACUCAUAGCCUUAUUCAAUCUUUGGAAGCCUUGGAAAUUUCAACCUUUCGAACCUGGGAAACGAUCAACUUCAGCUGAACAAGCUUCAAACAAACAAUCAUUUCUUUCAUUAUUCAACAUUAUUCAACAUUAUUCAACAUUAUUCAACAUUAUUCAACAUUAUUCAACAGUGCCCAGACAAGGCAACAAUAGUAUCAUUCCGUCACAUUUUUCUUCAUGUUCUCUCGUACAAUGAAUAUCUCAAAUGUUCUACAGGCAAAACUUUCCGCGAAAUCUCCAUCCGUUUGUUUUGUCUUUCAAGUAUUUGUUUCAAAAAAUGCCCGAAAGGAUGCCAUGGGGCUAAUGGGGGCCAAGAACACGGAUGGCUGUGCCUUUUUACUGCGCACAAUGCCUCCACAUUCUUUCUACACUCUAUAAUUCUCCAUGGCUGAGUCAAUGAACUUAUGGCGAAAAGAAGCUAGGCCCCUCCCGUUUUCCGCCGUCUUUCCAAGAACCCAAUGCUUCGCCAGCGGAAGCCUUAAGCUUAUUACUUAACUCCCGUCUACAUCAUACUCAUUCAGGGUCGACGUCACCAACUAAGCUCUGAUUUCCCUCAUCGUAUUUGGAUGAAACUACUCACCGAUGUUAUUUCCCGUUAGUUUGGGUGACUCACUGGUUCAAAAUGAUCAUUUUGGAUCAGUAUAGCACAUUCUAAGGCAGCCACCCAUUGGGUAGAAGCUCCUGUCCAAAAGCAUUGAACUAGGCAAAUAUCCUUCUCGGGCUUUUUCAAUCGAAUGAUUUCGCCUUAUUUGAGAAGUCGUGUGCACAACAGGUAACAAUUGAAUGAUUUCAUUAGUCAAUUUCUCAGUCUCUCCUUUUCUAUAAGUAUGACGAUUUUCAUGUUGUUUGCUCUUUUCAUUAGCAAUAGAUUAACUAUCAGGUUUAUCAUACAUUUACUUAACAGUACUACAAGACUCCAUUCUACGCCUUAUACGCCCUACGAAGCAUUAAUCGACCUUCGCCUCGCACGUAAAAUACAUAAAUACUCCGAAAGUACUCAUCCGAAGAAUCCCAAUGUCCUACACUGAUUCUCGUGGAUUCACAAACACACAAAGAACUACUAUCAUACAUCGGGAAUCUUCUCCAAGGGAUUCAGAAUACUCGUACGAAACUCGUUCAUCCGAUUAUUAUACUGGAUCACAUCAAAACAUGUCAACACGUUUAUCAAGCAAUGGACAUGGUUUUGGAGGAAGUGGCGGAGAACAAAAUGUGAAAUAUAGGGAUGCCGCUGCUGGUAUAUAAAACCUGUGUGAUUUUUUCUCCACAUCUUACUAAUAUUUAUAUUCACAAUAGAUAAGAAAUAUAUUGAAGGAAAAACGUCAAGAAGUGGGAAUGUUCACGUCAUCGCCCAUGGAGAUAGUCACAAACACUACGAUCCAGCGGAACCAAGAGCAAGUGAGGGAAAAGAAAGCGAUUAUAAAAAGACUUCAGCACGCUAUGAAAGAGAAAAAUCGCGCCCAUUGAAUAAUCAUCGUUGAGAACAAAUAGGUUGAUGGUUAUUCAAAGUGAGGCGGAAGAACAUGGGUUAAGGGAAGCUACUCUGAAUGCUACAAAGCGGAAUUUUUGUUAGUCAGGGUCACAUUACGCAGGGAAAUUUUUGAUGGUGGGGGUUUUAUUCAAGCUUAUUGAGCCUUGGGUAAUGGUAGGACAGGACCUUUUUUGGGCAUGGUAUGGGUAUGGAAAUCAUUUGUAUGGAGUUAAGGAAGAAGUGUAUGGACAUAUGUAAGAGUUUUGUACCUCGGGGUAUUUACUAGCUGGGAGUUUAAGAUGGAAUGAUAUGAAAGUCAAGUAUUAGGACGGAUGGAGUUGCCUUUAGAUUGGGUCAGGAUUUA
This is a messenger RNA of Sclerotinia trifoliorum, 2031 nucleotides long. Lineage: Eukaryota; Fungi; Ascomycota; Leotiomycetes; Helotiales; Sclerotiniaceae. The record is from the annotation of a GenBank genome assembly.